ACAUUUGGCCCAGAUCAGACCCGUCUUGCUAUGUGGGAUCACGCACUUAAUACGAAGGGUUAGGCGUGCUAUUAUUUUACAUGCUUUCACUUUCAGAAAAGUGCAUGAUUCUGGCCUAGAAACCCAAUUAUAAGGGCAAUCAUCAUCAUCAAAAAAACAUAUUACUCACAUUUUUUUUACUUACAGUCGUUGGUAAUGCAUCUUAGACUGUUUGGUGUUAUUUUUGUGAGACUACAUUUAUAAUGUAAUGAUGCCCUCUAGUGGUGAGUUAAAGACUAGCAAAAAAAACAGUGGUCAGUUCAUGUUAUUUUGCAUUAUAGUAUUAAGCAGUCAAAAUAUUAUCAGGGCCAAAUGAAAAAAAUGAAAAAACAAAUGCGAAUAAAGACAAAAGACUCCUAUUCACAAUACUGAGAGUAUAUAUGGUUCCAAUGGUCAGACUAGGGACUCUGGCAAUCUCCCGUCAAAAAGGUGUGUGAAUUUGAACAGGGUGUGGUCUUUGGGUCAUCAGUAGGGGGCAGUGUUUGGGGUGGGCGGUUGUAAAGGGGUGAGGAACCCGAAAAACCGAAUGAAUCAGCAAACCCCAUUAAUCUCCGUUAGCUAUGUGCUAACCGCUGGCACUGACAAGCUGAGCCCCGGUGCCUCUACAGAGCAGCCAUUCUCAGUACAGAGACCCUUAUCAGGCAGAUUGUGGCGGUGCCUUUGUUUGCUUUAAGAGAAUAUUAUCAGAGUAUUAAUUUGCCGAGUCGGGUAACUGAUUAGUCCUGUGCUGUGGGGUGAGGUGACGUAGGUGAAACCACCCUCAGCCCUUGUUAGGGACCUGAAUAGAUGUUUACUCUUCUUCGUUUACUUUAUUUACUGUUCGAAAUAGCUGUUUUCAGGAUCGCCAAGCCCUCCAGAGGGUGAUCCGUGCAGCAGAACGCUGCUGCAGGUCGGCCCUUCCAUCUCUUCAGGACAUUUACAUCAAGAGAUAUAGGAGCAGGACCUUCAGGCUCAUAAAGGACACAUCUCACCCCAACAACAGCCUGUUUCAGCUUCUGAAAUCAGGAAAGAGACUCGCGAACAUCAUGACCAGGACUGAGAGACUUAGCAGGAGUUUGUACCCCCAGGCCAUAAGGUCUCUGAACCUGGACAUGCCAUUGCACCUCACACCCUGAUUGUGGUCUUGUACCCCUCACCAUAUCCAUACUGUUAAACUGGCCACUUUUUAUGUCUGUGUCACCGUUCAUUUUGAACAUACUUCUCUGCUUGCAUUUUAGCUUUUUGCACUGUAACUUUAGCAUAAUUGGAUUAGACUACAAAAGAGCGCGUUCAGGAUGCAUUUCACUGCGUAUUGUACUUUGUAUAACUAUAUAUGCGACAAUGAAGGAAUCUUGAAUCUACUCCCUCUCAGCUAGAUCAGAGAGGCGUAAAUAGGCAUUUUUCUUAGGUAGCAUGACCACCCCCCACCCGAGCAGAAUGGCACAGGACUGGACACCACAGCACUCACAGCUAUUUGCUCAAGUCCUCAGUGGGACGUUGGCCACCCUCCUGCAGGUACCAGGCGGACCCGUCUCCAAGCGACGGUCAUGGAAAGCGCCGGCAGCGCACACGUGACUGAACCGCCUCCUCCCGCCGCCCCUCUGAGUCACAGACGUCAACCCGUCCUGCCAAAAAAACCCAAGCUCAAUUCUGGUGUGGGAAUAGAGUCCUGGUUUCCCUGACGCACAGGAGCUCGCCCGUAUCAGAGACGCACAUCUCAGGGACAAUGGCCUCCACCAUGAUCCAGACCUCCGGCUUCAUCCUGGGCCUGCUCGGGGUGGUCGCCACCAUCGCCGCCACCGGCAUGAACAACUGGAGCAGCCAGGACCGCGAGGGCGACGUGGUCACCUCCGUCUACUCCUACAAGGGCUUGUGGCAGACCUGCGUAGUGGAAACCUCUGGCUUCACAGAGUGUCGGCCGUUCUACACCAUCCUCGGGCUGCCAGGUACCUUCCAGGCGGUGAGGGCCCUGAUGAUCGUGGGCAUUGUCCUGGGUGCCAUUGGCAUCCUCAUCUCUAUCUGCUCCCUGAAGUGCAUCCGCAUGGGCGCCAUGGAGGACGGCGUCAAGGCCAACAUGACCCUCACGGCGGGCAUCAUGUUCAUCGUCGCCGGGAUCUGUGGCAUCAGCGGGGCCUCGGUCUACGCCAACCAGAUAGUCAGCAGCUUCAUGAUGACCACAUAUAACCCCCAGAUGGGCGGAAUGGGAGGAAUGGGCGGAAUGGGAGGAAUGGGCGGCAUGGGAGGAAACCUCGCCCCCAGGUACACCUUUGGGCCCGCCCUUUUCGUAGCCUGGGUGGGAGGGGCUGUGCUGCUGCUCGGCGGCGUUUUGAAGUGCCUGGCAUUUAAAGGGUUAAUGCCGGAAAAGUCACGCUAUAAUGCUGUAGCGUACAAGGCCCCGCCCCAGAACCAGCACAUGUAUGAGGACUCCAGGGCUGAAGAUGACAGGCGGGAAAAGCAUUUCGUUUAAGCACUGAAGUUUCAAUUGGAAGAUACAUUUACAGUCAGAAUGAUUUUUUUUUUCUUAUUAGCAUUUCUCGUCAAAUCAAUAUAUUAGUGGUUACAAAGUAGUGUUUUGCUGUCACAGAUAUAGCAUCCUACAUUAUAUAUGAGCAUUUUUAUAUGAAUACUUGUUUGUUUGGUAGAAUUUUAUUUUAUCAUUUCACUGAAUUUGCCAUAUUAACAGUAAGUUUGUAUAUAAGCUGGUUUUUCAAAAAUGUAUGUUUUCAAUCUAUUGCGUAUUUGUAAUGAAUUAUGAAUGUUUUAACGAACUCUGUAAUGAAUUUGCAGCCAGCUAAAGAAUUACCUUAUUACUGUACUUUAUUACUUAUAACUGAAAUCCGAUAAAGAAUUACCGGAUUUCAUUUAUAAUUCAAUUUCAAUAAAAUAUGCAGUUACAGUG
Messenger RNA from Paramormyrops kingsleyae, 2917 nucleotides. Its product is annotated as claudin-18-like. The record is from RefSeq and is a predicted model, not a curated record. Lineage: Eukaryota; Metazoa; Chordata; Actinopteri; Osteoglossiformes; Mormyridae. Gene Ontology annotation, molecular function: structural molecule activity. Gene Ontology annotation, cellular component: bicellular tight junction; membrane.